Musca domestica (house fly) is the source of this 2741-nucleotide messenger RNA. RefSeq lists its product as uncharacterized. The record is from RefSeq and is a predicted model, not a curated record. The coding region runs from base 389 to 1798 and encodes 469 amino acids. Lineage: Eukaryota; Metazoa; Arthropoda; Insecta; Diptera; Muscidae. Gene Ontology annotation, cellular component: nucleus; transcription regulator complex. The transcript has 4 exons. Gene Ontology annotation, biological process: regulation of transcription by RNA polymerase II.
ACAUUGUCGGCCAGCGUGUGUUCGUGUGCCGGUGUGAGUGGCGUCGUCUUUUGUUUGGGUUUUCUUUCGUCUUCGUCAUUCUCUGUUUGAGCGUACUUGCCUCUUUCGAUUUGCCUGUUUGCGUGCCCCACUGUAGUUGUAGUGGUAUUUUUGUUGUGGCGCUUUAUUUCGCAUAUUCUCGCAGAUUUUGUUUUUAGUUAUUCGCCGAUAAUUGAUGUCAAAGGACGCGUUGAGACCGGUAUUUUACGGCGCGUUAAAUUAACAAGGAUAUUAGGAGGCUCCUUUGAGUGUACUCAUCAGCAAGGACGAGACAGUGGCAUUGUCGGCGAGCAGAAGGAAGUGAAAGUGGCGUUCAGACUGCAGUUGUUUUACUUGGGGCUGGCUUUGGAUGUUGGUUGGAACAAUGCCAAAGGAAGAUCCUUUUGUGAACAGAGCCCAGCUUUUGAAGGCUAUAAAGAAAUAUCCUGAAAUAUGGGAUUCAAACAAUAAAUUGCACAUGUGCCGCAGUGUCACAGCGCCCAUGUGGAAUGAAAUUGCUGAACAGUUUGGAGGUCACGUACCCACCGUUAAACUUCAAUCGAUUUGGAGCCAAAUGAAAUAUCACUAUCACAACUUGGUACAUCGCCAAAUUUUACACAAGGAACGUUUUACCACCAAAUGGGAACACUUUGAGCCCAUGUCUUUUAUGUACAACAUAACAGUGGCCAAAAUCGUCGGGGCAGCAGGCUCCAAUGGCUCUGAGGCUAGUGAAAUGGCACCAGCCUUGCCGUCACCACCACCACUGCCACAAUCUCAGGGCCGUGGACGGCCCAGCGGAAGUUUCACCUGGCUCCCACCGGUAGCUCCACAAACAGAAGUUAGCGUUGAAACAACUCCAUUUACUGGAUUUACGGGUCUGGUGCCACCAGCUGCAGUUACAGUCGAGACCACGACGACUCCACUGCGGAAGCCUGGCCGUCCGGGUUCAUUAAAUAACAGCAUGCGUGGUCGUAUCAUUGAUGCCAUCAAGGCUAGACCGAUUUUAUGGGCUGGACGGCAAAAAGAACAAGCCAAGGGUCAAAAUCGUACAUCGGCAGUAUGGAAAGAAGUUGCUGUAGAGUUGGGGCUAACACCAAGUUUAGUUCAGACACGUUGGUCGAUUAUCAAACAACGUUACGUCGAUGAGUUACAGAAGGAACGUCAUGCUCGUUAUGGCCAAGAGCAUUUCCAUUCUUCGUGGGAGCAUUUCGAACGCAUGUCUUUUAUGCGUGACAUUUUGGCCAAAAAAGUUGACGAGCGUGAGCAAACACGUGAACAUAUCCAAGAAAUUGUCAGUGAAAAGCAACAAAUGCAAAAUCAUCAUCAACAACAGGGCCAAUUGCAACAACAGCAACAACUCCAGCAACAGCACCAACAACACAACAUGCACAGUCCACAACAGCAACAGAUAAGAUACAUACGAUCCACUAGCACAAGCAGUCUUAACUCCUCCACAACUAUGGCCCCGCCUGGUGGGGGUGAGGGAGGUACCAGCACCGCCUCCCUUCACCAAGCACAUCACAUUCACCAUCAUCCACAAUUGAGCAUGUGUGAUGAGAAUGGCGAACUCACAGUGCACACUACCCAUGGCAAUGGAGUCAUUGGUGCUGGAGGUGGCAGCGGAGCAGCUGCUACUGCUGGCCUGGUGGGACUUUUGCCGGGUCAUGCAAUUGUUGCCAGCUCACGUAGACGUGUUAAAAACGAAUCAGAUUUGGAAUGGGAUCCAUUCGAGAUGAUCCUUCACGUACAGGCAAGCGGCUCAGAGCCAGCCAACAAUUGAAUUGAUGCCACUUUCGAAAACUCCGAAACAAAAAAAAUAUGGAAAACUACUAGAGACGUGACUGUGGAAGACUGAUUAUAUAGAUUACAACAAUACAGCAAAAAAGAAAGAAAAACUAAUCAUCCGAUCAAAAAAUUCAUUAUUCAUGCAUACUAUACCUACCUACAUACAUACUGCAUACAUAUGUUCGUAUGCACUGCUCUCUAUACUGUGUAAGAGCACUCGCACAACAUCCACACAUCAUCAUGAUUCCAACAGCCAGCUUGCUAGCUAGUCAGCAAACCAGCCAACCAACCAAUACUGUAUGUAGUUCAUCCAUCCAUCCGUGGUGUAAUAAAAUCCAUAGACGGGAAGAAAGGCAACCAGGGAAGCAGCCAUAGACUUCAUCAAACCCGUUUCAUGUUGUGCUGUUCUUUGUUUAUCAUUUUCAUCGUGGCCACAUUGAGUGUCCACACUUUUUGCUUAGCAGCGGCAUACACCGCCAAGUCGCAGCAAGCGAGUCAAUCAGAGUGCAGUCGAUUUUGAUGGUCCCAUGUUUGGAUGUGUCCAUGCCCUGCUCCCCUCCUUAACACUUGGGCUAUGGAGGCCGAAUACAUAUUCUGUAUUCUUACAGAUACAUUGGCUGCUAAGACAAAACAAAAAUCAAGAAAUGCUGUGUGUGUAUGUGUUGUAUUUAUUUGUUCUUACUCGGUUUUUGUUUAUUAUCUCAAAGAUACAACAAAAAUAUUACUUAUUAUUCUGCAUGCGGAGAGACAAACGGACAGACGGACAAAAAAACACAAGCCAAGUGACUACUGACGAACGACACUUCCAAUUUCUUUAUUGUAUUUUUUAUCCAUUUGUAUGCAUCGAAACGACUACGACAACAACAUUAAGAUAUUCAUGUGUCAAUAAAUAAAAAUGAAAACUUUUUUCUAGAACCUUAGGUUCAAUUUAUCUUAAA